Molecule: messenger RNA, 2497 nt
Organism: Paramacrobiotus metropolitanus
Lineage: Eukaryota; Metazoa; Tardigrada; Eutardigrada; Parachela; Macrobiotidae
Product: solute carrier family 2, facilitated glucose transporter member 5-like
Exons: 5
Coding region: 486-2135 (549 amino acids)
Biological process (GO): monosaccharide transmembrane transport
Cellular component (GO): membrane
Molecular function (GO): hexose transmembrane transporter activity
Source: RefSeq, a predicted model, not a curated record
UUUCCAGCCAAGUACAUGGCCGACAACGGCUGCCAUAGCCGGCAUGAUCUACAAACGUCGUCACUGUGUAGAGUAGGAAAAUCUUUUUCACGUCGAUAUAAAACGCCACUCAAGCAUGAAUCGCGUCGAGUAUAAUUAUACGUUGCAGAAAAAAUAUGACUUUGUGUGCUUCUUUUACAAUGCUAAGAAAAGAAUAUAACAAGUGUCGCUAGUAGAAUACAUUCGAUGUUGCAUAACCAAUGGAAAUUAUCCGAUGCAAAUAACCAUGCACGGUCAUGUCAACGAAACCAUAAACCGCAGACCCAGUCAUGGCCAGCCUUGAUUAAGUGAGAACCACCGCGCGCGGUGUUGCAGUUAGCCAAUUACCGGUAAAUUCCUCAAGUGGACGGUUCAGGCUUACAUCAUUCGCGGUGCCGUUUGCGGUUAGAGAACCGGUUCCCGCACGGGGUGAGUGUAUAAAAGCCCAGCGUCCAGCCGUUGGAAAAAUGUGUCGGACACAAGAGAGGAAAGACGAACUGCUCAGAAUGACCAGCGACGAGGCUCAUCACACGGAUGAUGAGGGCCGUUUAACAUGUAAACUGCUAAUGCUGGUGGUCGCGCUAGCAUUCGGGACGUGGUUCCCUAUUGGAUUCGCUAUGGGCAUUGUCAAUGCGCCGCAACGGGAGAUUAUUCACUGGAUUAGACAGGUGAAGUGUCAGAGAUUAGGCGAGACACCGGAGCCAGCCGCAGCCGGGAUUAUUGUCAAUGGAUCGGCUGUCGGCGACACGAAUGUUUUAUGCAACAGAACAGUUGCCGCUUUUAGCGAAGACGCCGAUGACGUCACCUUAUGGUGCAGUAACAUCGACGGCACUAGUCAAGCGGACCUUCUGGCAUCCAACACCGAGUUAAACACAAUCUGGGCACUGGUGGCAUCCCUUAUGCCGUUGGGUUCCUGCAUCACCGUGUGGUUUAUGAACUACCUCAUUAAUACACACGGCAGCAAGAAAACGCUGUUAUUUACCAAUAUCUUCGGUAUUGUGGGAGCGGUUCUAUCAGGGAUAUGCCGAUUGGUUGCAUCAUUCGAAGUGCUCAUUGUGGGCCGCAUCAUCAUCGGGAUGAAUAUAGGAUUAGCUAUUGCUAUUGUUCCUUUGUAUGUUGCCGAAAUCAGCCCCUCAAAUUUGCGCGGAAUGAUGGGCACAAUACCGGGGCUGUUUUUGGUAACCGGCACACUUAUUGCCAACAUAUUUGGUCUUCGCGAACUCUUAGGUACUACCGAGUGGUGGCCGUAUCUAUCCUUUGUCCUUCUUGUUCCUUACUUUUCCCUCUGGGGAACACUACCCUUCUUUCCCGAAAGCCCACGCUUUCUGCUCAUUAAUAAGCGCGACCAAAAAUCAGCCAAGAAAGCACUGGUAUGGCUACGUGAUAAAUCUGAUGUUACCGGCGAAAUCAAAAUGAUCCUAACGGAACGCGACCACGACGGCGAUACUCCAGAAGGAAUAUCCAUUACCGGCUUUUUCGGCAAUGCACUGCUCCGUUCCACCGUCUUUCUUUCGUGUAUCAUCAUCCUCAGCCAGCAGUUAACCGGCAUCGGAGCCUUUCUGGUGUAUUCAACCGGGAUAUUUACCGCUGCCGGGUUGCCGGAAUCGGAUGCAAUUUGGGGUACCGUGGGGUUGAUGGGUCUACAGAUAAUAGCCGUGCUAGCGGCAUUGUUGCUCAUGGAUCGAGCCGGCAGGAAAAUACUGCUGGUCAUCGGAUACGCCGGGGCGGUUCUCACCAAUGGGACUAUGGUGGGAGCCAUGACCUAUGCCACCGAGGAACACCCAGGGGCGCAAUAUAUCAGUAUCGGAUGCGUUCUCGUGUUUAUGAUCGUGUAUAACUUGGGGCCAGCAUUUGUGCCGUGGAUCCUUGUAUCAGAGAUGUUCGAGAAGCGGACCAGUGGGGUAGCGAUGAUGGUCGUCUCGACGUGCAGUCAUUUAGCCGGCAUCGCCAUCGUCUUCCUGUUCCCCAUUCUCCAUGCCGCCAUGGAUGAGUGGGUUUUUGCGGCCUUUGCCGUUUGCUCGGGACUGUUCGCCCUCUUCGUCUGGUCGCAUGCCGUAGAAACAAAGGGCAAAACGUUCGAAGAAAUUCAGACGGAACUGCACUCGCGCUACAAAUAAAAGCAAUCAUAAUAAAAUUUUUGUUCUUGGUUUGUACAUAUCAACUGUCUGUUCAGCUCAAGAAUUUUUGUAGUGUUUGUGUUUGUUGUUCUGUAUAUAUUGCACAUUAGCACAAAGUACUACAAGUAUCCCUAGUGCUUCGCAUUAUCGCGACUGCACCGGCAUUUCCCAGUUUCAGGUCCGUCUCACCAGCGCAUUGCUCAAAUUGUGAUAGAAAUUACUAUUGCUCUGUUGCAUUUUGUCUGUACAGGAAUUCGGUUGCAAUAUUGGUUCAAAACCUGCCCGUGAUGCGUGAACAUCUUGGAUACAGUGUUCCGACUUCGCACGGUCUUUGAUUGCGUUAAUAAAGGUUUCAUUGUUAA